AUGCUGGUGGUUUCUCCUUGUGGCCCCGAAGACGGUACGGCCCAGGACCCUGAGGAAGUGCUCCAUGAAGGCCCUGUUGCUCUACACGACGAUCCCGUGGCUGACACGAUCUCUGCCGGUGCAGAGGGGACGCUGGGUGAAGCUCAGCAACACGAGUGCAUCGCGAACUUCACGGCUAUCCCUGGGGAUCUUUACGAGCGAGAGAUCGCGAGGUACACCCACUUCUGCCUCGUCCCCGAGGUUGACAUCUGCGGUAAUCUGGAGCAGCGUGCUGACAUCUGUGGGAAGAAAUCUGGCAAGGUCGUCGGGAGCAAGAAGACAAUCCGGUACGAGGCCAGCAGAGAGUACGAGGACGAAGUCUUUGGGCUCACCUCCGUCACCUUCCAGAGCUUCCUCCUGAUCAUCCUCUUCCUAUGGGGGCUGGCCUCGGUGACGGAGUUCCGGAGCAUACUGGUGUGGUGGAACGUUAUCCUCACCCUGCCUACCGCUGUGACGGCAGCAUGCAUCGUCUACAAGUACCCACCUGGAGCUGAGGCUGAGGACGACUGCACGGUGGAGAUUGCGGGCCUGACCUGGAAAACUCGCCUUAGUACGGUUUUCACGAACCUGCUGCCGCGGACCGUGCUGCAGUGCGUGUUCUUCGUGGUGGGAAUCGAGUACCUGCUGUCGGUGAAGCAGAUCUCGGAGCUGAUUCUGAACAGCUUGGCACUGAUGGUGCUCGUGACCAUCGACGAGAUGCUCUUCGCAGCCUUCACCGGCGAGCAGAACUCCAUCUGGAUACAAAACUCUGAGCCGCUGCAGGGGCGAUCCCUUCACUGGCUGGACUGCCUGCUGUCCGUGACGCACAUGCCCUUGGGUAUGUUCAUCUUUCUGCCCAUCAGUGCCACUCUGGCGUUCUACAUUCAGUCCCAUGUGACAACGACGGCUUUACAGGCCCAGGCAACGUAUUGCCUCUGCGAUCUCAAGGGCGACGAUUGCUUCGCGCCGCAAUUUCUUGCUGGCCGCGUGGCUGCUGCGCUCUGA
This is a messenger RNA of Symbiodinium sp. CCMP2592, 1023 nucleotides long. NCBI's taxonomy places the organism in Eukaryota, Dinophyceae, Suessiales, Symbiodiniaceae. The record is from the annotation of a GenBank genome assembly.